CCGUGCUUUUAAAUCACUUCCGGGUCUGUCAUGGCGGCUGUGCUUUAAUCCGAGCAGAUUAGGAGCGACUUGAAGGUUCCCGGAAAUGUUCCUUUUACACGCUACGGCGAGGUUUAAAUGGAUCUUAGGAAAUAAACAGAUAUUCAGACACAUACACCGAGGAGGACUUUAUUUCCUGAGCGACUCUCAGACAUCAUGCAGAUCUUCUCUGAGGAACAACCAGCUUCUCCUGCAGACACACCAGAAGACAUGUUCUUCAUCUCACAUGCACAAGAUCAGACCCAGUGUGUACGGAAGAUGGUAUUCCUCCCAGCCGAGCAGCACUGAGGACGGAAAUCUGAUCUACACCGGAAAUCUGGGCAGAGCCGUGCUCGGCGUGAAGUUCUUCUCGUACUCCAGCAGCGUGUUCAGUCUGUGCGUGAUGCCGCUCGUCCUGAUGAAGACAGGAAUCGGCGUGAGCAGCCUCGCCAUGAAGGUGGCGUUCUGCGGUUUUAUCGGCUUCUUCACCUUCCUGACGCCGGUCCUCCUUCACCUCAUCACCAAAGGCUACGUGGUGCGCUUGUAUCACAACCAAGAGACGGACAUGUACACGGUCGUGACGUACAGCGCGCUGCUGGUGGAGAAGAAGACCGUGUUCCACCAGAGCGACGUGAAAGUCCCGGACGUGAGCCGCAUGUUUACGAGUUUCUAUGCCAAGAACAAGUCGCUGCUCAUAAACCCGGAGAUGUUCCACAUCCCGCAUGACUACAAUCACCUCAUGGGCUACGACCGGCCGUUCUCCUUCGACCCAGAUGAUAUAAAUAAACCUGAAAAUUAAAACUACCUGUUUUUCUUUCUUGAUUUUUAUAGUUCUUCAAACGGACUAGACUUGUGCUGGAAUGAAAAUGUCUAAUGAAUUAGUAUCAUCAAGAUUUUAAGAUUUUACAGCAUCUUCUGAAUAAAGAAGGAUCUUCCUGAA
Silurus meridionalis is the source of this 958-nucleotide messenger RNA. RefSeq names its product transmembrane protein 70 (gene tmem70). Gene Ontology annotation, biological process: mitochondrial proton-transporting ATP synthase complex assembly. Bases 86 to 817 code for a protein of 243 amino acids. The transcript is spliced from 3 exons. The record is from RefSeq and is a predicted model, not a curated record. Lineage: Eukaryota; Metazoa; Chordata; Actinopteri; Siluriformes; Siluridae. Gene Ontology annotation, cellular component: mitochondrial membrane.